Molecule: messenger RNA, 156 nt
Organism: Peronospora matthiolae
Lineage: Eukaryota; Oomycota; Peronosporomycetes; Peronosporales; Peronosporaceae
Source: the annotation of a GenBank genome assembly
AUGGGUCACGAGAAUGUGAGUUGGACAACAGACGAUUGUCAAAGCGUGGUCAUUCACUCGCGAGGUAUUUCCAUGCCUAUGAUUGAGGUUUACCAGGGUUCAUCCCAACGAAUGUGUCUGUUCCUUCAGAGUAGCUCCUUUUCGGCUAGCACAUAG